Molecule: messenger RNA, 7970 nt
Organism: Paramecium sonneborni
Lineage: Eukaryota; Ciliophora; Oligohymenophorea; Peniculida; Parameciidae
Source: the annotation of a GenBank genome assembly
AUGACAUUGUUAAUAUUUUUUGCCCUGGUUUGCUUGAUUUCAAUAACUUAUGCAUAAUGGUAAUUAUAAUAUGGUUUCUUAUACUAAAAUUAGAAAUUUACUUAUCACUCUGGAACUUUGAUAUAUAAAUAUUCAGGAUACUUUGUUUCGUCAACAAAUACUGAAACUGCUUAUUUUAUCACUUGCACAACUCCUCCAACAAGUUACAUAACUCUAAAUAACGCAAAUUUAGUAGCACAAUAUUAUUUAUCCUAUUCUUACAAGAAUGGUUAUUUUGUAUCAGUGGAUUUAUAUUUUCAAGGUACAUGGUCAACUUAAGAUGUAACCUUUGUUUUUGGGUCAUUUUCAUACUCAUAUACAUAUACAUCACCUCCAACUUAUUCAUUGACAACAUAAUUUUGUGACAACAUUAUUGCUGAAGUAAGAACUGUCAACUUCACAAUUAUUACAGCGGGCUCUACUUAAGGCAAAACUUAAGUAUAUGUCUCAAACACCACUACUGGAUAAGUUUCAAUUAGAAAUUUUUAUAUAUCAAGUCCACAAUGCUAUCCUUCAUGUGUGUCUUGUACAGGUCCAAAAUUUAAUCAAUGCACAGGAUGUUAUUAUGGAUCGCCUACAAAUAACAUCUGUCCACCUUGUCCAUCAAAUUUAUAUUAUUAGAAAAUUGUUGGAUGCAUGAAUAUUUGUGAUAUCUCCUCACCAUUAUAUUAGAAGGGAUUUUGUUAAAAUUUUGGAAGUAAAAAUUAUUAUUAUAUUAAAAUAAUAGUUCAAUCUUUAGAAUAUGGUAGCUUUGAGGAAGCAUUUUCCUCUGAAAAUUAUAAAUGGUCAUUAAUAUAUGACCCAAAGCAUAUAGAUACAUCUCCAACUAUCAUCAGAUUGAAUUCAUAUAAUUAUGGAGUAUUUAAGUUUAGUUCUGGUAUAUAUAGAUUUUUUAACAAAAUAUCUUCUUAUUCCUAUUCAACUUACUUAAUUGGAAUCAAAAUUUCUAUAUUCACAUAUAAUCAAAUUCCUAUUGAUUGUGGAAUAUAAUUUAAAAUUAAUAAUACUUAUUUUGGAUCAAUUUAUAGAAAUGACUCUGGAAUUCAAACACAUAAAUUAAUAGUCUAUGAAAACACAUAUUCAGGUUCAUAUACAACUUAUUAAUCGAUUAGAAGAUAUGAUUUAAUUACAUAUGUUGAUAUUCCUUAAUACUCAUUUAUAUUUUCUGCAGUAGGGAAUUAUACGUAAAUAUUAUAUGUAAAUAUCAUAGAGAUGAUACUGCAGGAUGGGGAAUGGUUUCAUUCUAAAUUACUUCAGGAUAUUGUCCUCAAAAUUGUUUAUUGUGUGAAGUACCAUUUAAAUGUCAAACUUGCACCUCUGGAUAUUAUAUUAAUAAAGGUAUUUGCAUAAGCAAUUGUUCAGGCGCAAAUUAAAAAUUAAAUGGUUCUUCUUAUUGUUAAGAUUUUGAUGAUGAAACAUUAUGUAAAAUAUAACGAUAGAUAUUUUUAGACUCUUAUUAUUUAGUUUAAGAAUAUACAAAUAAAGCUGGUGAUCUUGAUUAGUAUGCCUAAUAUUAAUUAAUAUAUGAAAUCGGAACCAACUUUUUAAAAGGUUUAGAUAUUUAUUAUUCAUAUUGGUAAUCAUUUCGAGUUUUUGGAGGACCUUUUGUUUGGGCUUAAGCAAAAUUCGAAAGGGUUCAUCACAUAAUUGAUCCACAUCAUAGUGUAACUAUUAGCUUUUUUAUCCUUUAUGGGCCAUCAUUCCCUACAGAUGGAUAUUUUAUAUACACAAUUGAGAAUAAUCCAUCUGUUUUUAAAAAUGCACAAAGUUUUUAUUCAUCUUAAUCAGAUGGAACUAAACAGGACAAAGUAUAUUAAGUAUUAUCACAUAAUACAAAUACAUUAACUAUGUAAUGGGAAUGUUUGGGACUUAAUAAUGAACCAAUUAAUGCUUAUUGUGGAUUCUAUAAUUAUUUUAUAGUUGUUCAUUAAUGUUAACCUUAUUGCUUAUAAUGUUCUGAUUAAAGUACAUGUACAUAAUGGAAUAGUACUUAUGAUUCGACAAUUGUAUAAUUUUCAUAAUCAGAAUGUUUGCUUAACUAAUAUUAUGAUUAAGAUUCAAUUAGAUGUUUGGAUUGUCCAUUAUCUUGUUAAACAUGUACAUCUUAAUUAAAUUGUUAAACAUGUUCAUCUAAUUAUACUUUAAGUAAAUUAGGAUGUACAUGUACAUUAAACGAAUAUGAAGAAUCAAAUUAAUGUUUUGAUUGUCCUAUUGAAUGUAAUUAAUGUUUAAGUUCUACUCAUUGUAUAGAAUGUUUAAUUACUAAUAAUAGAUAGUUAUAAAAUGGGUAAUGUAUAUGUUUCGAUGGAUAUUAUCCAAUUAUAUCAAAUCCUUAAUGUUAAAUAUGUCAUUAAUUUUGUAACACUUGCACUGGACCCAAUUCUAAUUAGUGUUUAAGUUGCAAAGAUAUUGCUAAUAUUCAACUUGAAGAAACAACUUGUCGAUGUCAAGCUGGAACAUACUUUUAAGAUUCAAUAAAAGCAUGUUCUCCAUGUCAUUUAUCAUGUUAAACAUGUUUUAGUUCUGGUGUUAAUGAUUGCUUAACAUGCAAUUCUUCUCUUAAUCGAUUUUUAAAAGGAUUAAGAUGUGAAUGUUAAUCUGGCUAUUAUGAAUUAAAUAAUAUUUGUACAAGUAUUUAAAAUUAAUGAUAAUAAUAGCUUGUCCAAUUACAGAAGAUACANUAAGCAAUUGUUCAGGCGCAAAUUAAAAAUUAAAUGGUUCUUCUUAUUGUUAAGAUUUUGAUGAUGAAACAUUAUGUAAAAUAUAACGAUAGAUAUUUUUAGACUCUUAUUAUUUAGUUUAAGAAUAUACAAAUAAAGCUGGUGAUCUUGAUUAGUAUGCCUAAUAUUAAUUAAUAUAUGAAAUCGGAACCAACUUUUUAAAAGGUUUAGAUAUUUAUUAUUCAUAUUGGUAAUCAUUUCGAGUUUUUGGAGGACCUUUUGUUUGGGCUUAAGCAAAAUUCGAAAGGGUUCAUCACAUAAUUGAUCCACAUCAUAGUGUAACUAUUAGCUUUUUUAUCCUUUAUGGGCCAUCAUUCCCUACAGAUGGAUAUUUUAUAUACACAAUUGAGAAUAAUCCAUCUGUUUUUAAAAAUGCACAAAGUUUUUAUUCAUCUUAAUCAGAUGGAACUAAACAGGACAAAGUAUAUUAAGUAUUAUCACAUAAUACAAAUACAUUAACUAUGUAAUGGGAAUGUUUGGGACUUAAUAAUGAACCAAUUAAUGCUUAUUGUGGAUUCUAUAAUUAUUUUAUAGUUGUUCAUUAAUGUUAACCUUAUUGCUUAUAAUGUUCUGAUUAAAGUACAUGUACAUAAUGGAAUAGUACUUAUGAUUCGACAAUUGUAUAAUUUUCAUAAUCAGAAUGUUUGCUUAACUAAUAUUAUGAUUAAGAUUCAAUUAGAUGUUUGGAUUGUCCAUUAUCUUGUUAAACAUGUACAUCUUAAUUAAAUUGUUAAACAUGUUCAUCUAAUUAUACUUUAAGUAAAUUAGGAUGUACAUGUACAUUAAACGAAUAUGAAGAAUCAAAUUAAUGUUUUGAUUGUCCUAUUGAAUGUAAUUAAUGUUUAAGUUCUACUCAUUGUAUAGAAUGUUUAAUUACUAAUAAUAGAUAGUUAUAAAAUGGGUAAUGUAUAUGUUUCGAUGGAUAUUAUCCAAUUAUAUCAAAUCCUUAAUGUUAAAUAUGUCAUUAAUUUUGUAACACUUGCACUGGACCCAAUUCUAAUUAGUGUUUAAGUUGCAAAGAUAUUGCUAAUAUUCAACUUGAAGAAACAACUUGUCGAUGUCAAGCUGGAACAUACUUUUAAGAUUCAAUAAAAGCAUGUUCUCCAUGUCAUUUAUCAUGUUAAACAUGUUUUAGUUCUGGUGUUAAUGAUUGCUUAACAUGCAAUUCUUCUCUUAAUCGAUUUUUAAAAGGAUUAAGAUGUGAAUGUUAAUCUGGCUAUUAUGAAUUAAAUAAUAUUUGUACAAGUAUUUAAAAUUAAUGAUAAUAAUAGCUUGUCCAAUUACAGAAGAUACAUCUUUAACUAAAUGUUAUAAAUUAUGUAAUAAUAAUUAAAAUAUAUGGCAUACUAUUGCAUGUAAUUCGUGUGAUAUAGGGUUUCAAUUAGUAUUAGGAGAAUGCGAACCUAUUUGUGGAGAUUCAUUAAUAAAAGGAUAUGAAUAAUGUGAAAAUAAUGGCGGUCUUAUAGAUAAUUUAUGUUAUAAUUGUUAAUUUCAAUGUUCAGCUCAUUGUUAAACUUGUGAUGAAUAAACUACUUGGCCAUGUCCUGAUAUAUGUGGUGAUGGAUAUAUUACUGGUAAUGAAGAAUGCGAUGAUGGUAAUACAAUUUAAUAUGAUGGAUGUUAUAAUUGUAAGUAUCAAUGUGAAUUUACAUGUACAAAAUGUAUUAAAGGAGAGUGUUUUGAAUGUGCUGAAGGAUGGAUUAUUAAUCCAACAAUUAUUCCUUGGAAAUGUGAAGAAAAAUGCGGAGAUAAAAUGAUAGUUGGAAAUGAAUAUUGUGAUGAUGGAAACACUAAUAAUUAAGAUGGAUGCUCAAAUUGUUAGUUUCUCUGUAGAAUUGGUUGUUCAUCUUGUGAUGAAAGUAAAUAAACAUGUUUAAGUUGUGAGUUACCUGGCUUUACUCCAUACUCUUAUUAUUGCAAAAAUAUUUGUGGAGAUGGAAUAGUAGUAUCAGAUCCUCAAGGAUUCUUCUCAGAACAAUGUGAUGAUAGUAAUACAGUAAAUAAUGACGGUUGUAAUAAUAAUUGUUCAUUUUAAUGUUAAUCAUCAUCUAUUUGCAUUAGUUGUAUUAAUAAUAGAUGUGAAACUUGUGCUUCUUAAUAUUUUCUGUCUCCCAAUAAAAUAUGUAUUCCUCUUUGUGGUGAUUCAAUUUAACUACCUGGAGAGAUUUGUGAAGAUGGUUUAAUAUUACCAUAUAAAGGAUGUUAAAAUUGUAUUCCUAAGUGUUAAUAUUCUUGCAUUAAUUGUGAUACUUCAGGACUUGGUUGUCUAUAAUGUAAACCAGGCUACAAUAUAAUUGAUAAUUUAUGUUAUUCUAUUUGUGGAGAUAGAAUAGUAACAGAUGAUGAAUAAUGUGAUGAUAGCAAUCUAAUUUUAGGUGAUGGAUGUCAUUUUUGUGAAUUUAGUUGUUAAGAUUCAUGUUUGAAUUGUGUUUAAGGUGUUUGUUAAGAUGGUUAUGAUUUAAUAUCAUCUGAGUUUUAUGCAAUCUUUGGAGAUGAAAUUUGGAUUAAUAAUUAAUAAUGCGAAAUGAUCAAUUCAUGUAAUAUAUGUUUGAAUGGAAUAUGUCAAUCAUGUGAAAUUAAUUAUGAAUUAGAUUAAUUAAAUAAUUCAUGUAAGUUAAUACAAUUGAUAUAACCUAAUUGUAAAAUGUUAGAUAAUGAUUAAUGUAUAUAAUGUUAAGUUGGAUAUCUAGAUUUAAUUACAAAUACUUGUAUAAUUGAUAAUAAAAUGAAUUAAUGUUCAAAAAAUUGUAAAUAAUGCUUACUAUAGAAAUGUAUAGAAUGUGAAUAGGGAUAUUAUGGAAAUAAAUGUAUUUCUAAAUGUGGGGAUGGUAUUAUAGUAUAGGAAGAAGAAUGUGAUGAUGAAAAUUAAUAUGAGGUAGAUACAUGUCUAAAUUGUAAAUAUUAAUGUCCUCAAUAUUGUACAUUAUGUGCUUAAGGAAUUUGUACUCAUUGUUUUGUUGGAUUCUAUUUGGAUAUUGUAACUAAUUCAUGUAGUUCAAUUUGCGGUGAUAAAAUACUGGCACAUGAUGAAGUUUGUGAUGAUGGUAAUGAAUUCAGAUAUGAUGGAUGCUUCAAAUGUAAUUACUAAUGCCAAAUGGAAUGCUUGAAUUGCUAAUUUGGAAAAUGCAUGGAAUGUGAAUCUCCUUUAGUAGCUGUAAAAUCAAAAGGUAUUUGUGAAUAAUUAAAAUAAUGUGAAGGUUUAAUUGGAUUAUAUUAUGAUGAUUUUUGUAAUGAUUGUUUGCCAUAAUGUGGAGAUGGUAUUGUUGCAGGCACUGAACAAUGCGAUGAUUAGAAUAAUACUCCUUAUGAUGGAUGUUAUGAGUGCAAACAUUAAUGUUAAAUUGGUAAUUUACUUUAUUAAACUUCUUGUAUUCCUAUUUGUGGAGAUGGAAUUGUAAUUGAUGAAUAUGAAGAGUGCGAUGAUUAAAAUGAUUAACCGUAUGAUGGAUGUUUUGAAUGCUAAUUUUAAUGUAUAUAAAAUUGUCUAAUUUGUUAAAAAGGAUCAUGUCUUUAAUGCGAUAUAGAUUUUUCCUUCAAAAAUAAUUAAUGUUUGUUCAAUAUCUAAUAUGAUAAUCUUAAUAUUAGCAUAAUUGAACAAUCAUAAAGUAAUAAUUACACAAUUAUAAAUACUAAAAAUUCACGAGAGUUGUUUUUUUAUGAAAAUAGUGUAUGCCGAAAAUCUGAUUGUGUUUACUCUAAAAAACCUAGCAUGAAACUAACAUUUAAAGAUUAAUAAUAUGCUCUUUAUUAUAUUGAAAUUACAUAUAAUUAAGAAGUAAAAUAUAGUGAUUAAGUAAUAUAAGACUAAAACUUAUUUAAUAUAAGCAUUAGGGACUUGAAUCAUAAUAAUUAUAACAUCACAAUCAAUGAAAUUUAAGAAAUGUCAUUAGAUCUUUAAUAUGCUUAGUAUUAAAUUUUGAUUGAAAUAUUUUCAUAGCCUUAAACAAACCCAGUUCUUUUAGUUUAGUUGAAUCAAGAAAUUGUUAACGAAAAUAAUUAAACAAUUAUUAAUCUUAAUGAAUCAAUCACCCUCUAAUACCCAAAAAUAAUAUCUAAAUUAACAAAAUCAAUUUCUAUAAGUACUUAAAAAACAAAUAAAAUAUUUAUGAUAGGAGCAAUUUCUCUAUCUGUGAUUUCUUUGGUUACUGGUGAAAGUUAGAUUGUAGUAGAAACACUGAAUCUUUUAUAAUAUCAAUAAUACUUAAGAUUUAUUAAUGUAGACUACCCAGAGAAUCUCUAAAUAUAUUUUUAAGCAUAUGAUUUGUUAUCUAUAGAGUCUUAUUUAAAAGUUUUUGAAAUCGAUGACUAUGUAGAUCUUAUAACAAGAAAAGAAAAAUAAAUCGAUCUGAGUGGAAAAUUUAAAUUAUAUAAUAUAGAAGCUGAUCUUUUUACCAAUAUUCUACCAUAACUGAUUUAGAUUUUAGGAUUGAUAACACUACCUUUUGUUGCAAAAAAAAUUUAUGCUAUAUUUUUUUAUAUAACUGAAUAUAUGAAAUAGUUGAAGCAAGAAAAAACUUUAAAAUCUAAGAUUUUAAUUUCAAUCCUUACUUCAUUACUAAGUCUAAGAAGAUGUAUCAAAUCAUUAAUGAAAUUAAGAUAUCUAUAAAAUUAAGACAACUCUUAUACAUUAAUUCUUGGGAUUUAAUAUUUAAAGUGAUUUUAUAACUUUAUUAUAAUUAAAUAAAUAAUUUGAGGAGUAUUUUAACAUCUAUUUUUGCAACUCUAAUAUUAUUGAUGUGCAUUAGCUUUUAAUUAAAAUCAUUAAUUUAAUUCAAUAAUGUUAAAUAUAAAUAUAUUCAACCAAAGUUAGAAAUAAAAUACAUUAUUUUAGAUAUUUUCAGAGCAAUGUUUUUCCAUACAGUAUUAAUAUUAUUGUAAGAUGAAUAUACCUUGCAAUGCUUAUUUAUAUCUGUCAGCAGUUUUAUUUAAUGUUGCUUAAUCUAUAAAUAUAAAUAGUGUUCUAAAUUAGAUAGGAUUAUAUUCUUAUUAGUUGAAGGAAUUUUAACAUUAUUUAGUUUAAGCUUAUUUUUAUAUUUUAAUAUUCCUCAGAUUUAGUUUUCUUAUGAAAACAAAGUUAUUUUAGGAUUCAUUUAGAUGAGCUUUUUGAUUUUGAGUCUUGUAAUAGUUUUUUUAAAGCAAUUAUAUCCUAAAUUAUAACAUAUUUUGAAAUUAAUUUGGUAAAAAAAAGGAAGUGGUAGUAAUAACUAGUGA